AGUCACAUCUUGUUAUUCCGGAGAGGCAGGCAGACAAAGUUUGUACAACAUUAUAAUAUAUAAAUAUAAUAUAAUAAUAAAGCUCUCGGGCGCGCGAGCUGACGCAUUUCCUCGGGAAUUGGAGUGCAUUUUCUGGCCGUUUUUCAUGACGGGGGUUUUCCACGGUGUCUUACAAAUUCGUGUUCGGAGACUCGUACGUUUUUUUCCCGCACUGCUUGGCGUGAAAAUACGAAGAAUACCAGGUGUCCGUCGUGAGUGAGUGAGCGUGUACGCGCCAGCAGAAUCGUGAGUCAGUGAAAGAAGCCGAAAGGCGGGUAUCAAAGUGAACUUCUGUGGAGCGAACGCACGCAACGAAAGGGCUUCCCUGGGACGCGUGAAUCGUGGACAUAUGUGAGCCCCCACUGCGUGGUGGUAGUGCUUGGAGUGCUUUUCGUGAAAUUUUCGGACAUUAUUCAAAACACACAGACACAGCGACCGCCGGAAAGUUCCGUCUCGGUGACGACGCACGCAUAGCACGCAGCGAACGGUCUGCACAAGUAGUAGUCGGAGAGUCCUUCAGAGAUCCAUCCGUGCGCCGGAGAGUGAACGACUGAAGCGCACAUAUUUGCCUUUCCAAUCAGUAAAACGACACUGGUGUUUGGGUUGCAACGAGUCAACAUCGAACCGAGCCAAGGGAAGGAGCCACUCUGUGUGUUUGAUAGCCAUCCCCAAAAACCGCUUAAGCCUUAAGCCCCAAGGGUGACGACGACGACGACGACAUCGACAGCGAACCUGUUGAAGCCCCUUGGACACCGCCGUGUCUGUGUGCAUAUUUUGUUUGUCCCACAAAUCGCAAACUGAAGAAGCAGAUCUGCUCCGGUACCAAUCCAGAAAGCUACCCGGGGUAGCUGUUAAGUUUUUGUGUCCACACAAAACUCGGUCUCAGCGUCCAGCGCUGACGCCGUCGAAGGGUGACGGUGACGUUGGUUCGAUAGGAAACGAGUGCAAACGCUCCGUGUAAACACGUACGUGUCUCCGUGUAUGUCCGGCGCUCCGUUUUCCCGGCCAAAGAUUGUUCCCGGUGGCGUCCCAGUGACAAGACAGACGCGGGGCGGACGCGGAAGAGUGUGUGAAAUUGUUUGUGUUUAUGAUUGAAUUUUAAGCAAAGUUCUCUCGCCCCCGGAUCGUCGUUCCGUUUUUGUGAAGUGCAGUUCCUGAAAUCGACGAUCGAAGGAAUACCGCCCGCCGUCGCCGCUCGCGUCGUGUGACGAACAAACAAACAAACCCCUGAAUCCGACGCGGCGACCGAGAUAACGACGGCAUGAAGUGAUAAACAAUUUAGUGAUUCAAGUCCGAUGCUAUUCGGAUGGAAUGCGAGAGCCCCACGGCGAACGAUUGCGAUGAUUGAUCUACUGAUCUACUGCUGAUCGAAAGUUGUAUUGAAAAGUGAUUUUGAUUGAUUCGAGUGGUCGGUAGAAGACUUAGUUUAGCUUUAGCGCGGUGCUCAAAUACUUUGGGAGGGAAGAAUACGGUGAUAAUCGGGAGUGAAAAUGCAAAAACUUUACCCGGAAACGUCGAUUAACAGUACCAGCAUGGCUGGUGGGAACAUGAGUCCAAUGGCGUCGACGUACAGCAUGAACAGUAUGGGCAUGACGGUUGGCGGAAUGUCCUCAGUGUCUCCCCAGGGGGGCGGCUUCGGAGCAUCGGUUCUCGGCAGUUCCGGUAUGACCGGAAUGGGAGCCGCCAUGAACACGAUGUCCGGUAAUUGUCUCACCUCCGCCUCGCUCGGAUACAGUUCGAUGGGAUCACCCAUCACGAACAUGGGCUCCUGUAUGGGAGGCAACGGAAUGAGUUCGAUGGCGGCAAUGACCGGAUACUCGGGGGUACCUGGCAGCCGGGAAGUGCUAGGCGACCCCGGUUCACCCAAUUCAGCCGCACUCCAGCGAGUUCGGACGGAGAAACCAGCGGCCACGUAUCGGCGAAAUUAUACCCACGCCAAACCACCCUACUCGUACAUCUCCCUGAUCACAAUGGCCAUCCAGAACAACCCGCACAAGAUGCUAACCCUGGCGGAGAUCUACCAGUUCAUCAUGGAUCUGUUUCCCUUCUACAGACAGAACCAGCAGCGAUGGCAAAACUCGAUCCGACACUCGCUCAGCUUCAACGAUUGCUUCGUCAAAGUGCCACGAACACCGGACAAGCCGGGCAAGGGCUCCUUCUGGACGCUGCAUCCCGACUCGGGCAACAUGUUCGAGAACGGGUGCUACCUCCGGCGACAGAAGCGAUUCAAGGACGAGAAGAAGGAAAUAAUGCGCUCGAUUCACAAGAGUCCCGCUCACAGUCUGGAGGCAUCCAGUCCGGACAAGAAAGAUCCCCACGACGAUCCCCAUCAUCACCACCAUCGGGACCCAAAGAUCACCGCCGACACGCACGGUAUGCUGAAUGCCCCUCACGGCAAAGAUGCGGAUGCGCUGGCCAUGCUCCAUGCGACCGCUGAUCUGUGCCUAGCCCAGCAAUCUCACGCCCAACACGGUGCCCAUCAUCAGCAGCUCCAGCAGGAGGAACUGUCCGCCAUGGUGAACCGGUGUCACCCGUCACUGCUCGGCGAGUACCACUCGAUGCACCUCAAGCAGGAACCCUCCGGUUACACGCCCUCUAGUCAUCCGUUCUCGAUCACCCGGCUACUGCCGGCCGAGUCCAAGGCCGACAUCAAGAUGUACGACAUGAGCCAGUACGCGGGCUACAAUGGGCUGAGCCCACUGCAGAACUCCCACGCGGCAGCGGCCGCCCUCGGACAGGAUUCCUACUACCACCAGAGUCUCGGGUACCACCACGCGUCGGCCGGAACCACGAGCUUGUGACAUCAGUACCCGUUGGCAUAAGUGAAGCUUAAGAAUUACUACCACUGCCACCCCGGCGGCAGCGGCGGAGGCAGUGGUGUCAGCGGUGGCAGCAGCAGCGGCACCUCCAGCACCAGCGCCAACAUCCACUACAACGCGAGCUGCAUCGGCAGCCAUCAGUUCCUCGCCGCUGGUGGCUACCACAGCCUAGCGAACGGUAACGGUAAUUGCAUUGGUAGAUCCUCGGCUUAUGGAGGCGGCGGUAGCGUCGACGCCGAGAAUAACUUUCAGUUCUAGCAUUCGAGGAGAAGGAAAUCUGGCAGGGUGGUAGGGGGUUUUGGUUAAACAGUUCUAGAGUUCUUUGUCCACGGUUGAGACUCCCGGGAAUAUUUGAUCGAGAGGUGCGCUGAUGUGCGACGUUAGAGUUGACCACAUUCACGAUAUGUUCUUAUUUGCUAAUUUAAAUCCUUAGAGGGAGUGUCGAAAUUUGCUUGUUUUCUUCGGGCGCUCAUUGUAUUUUUGAUCCAAUCUUGAUCCCACUUCGGAAUCGAUUCUGUCCUUGAAGCUGAAUUCCAUAUUAGACAAACGGUUGUUCAUCAAAUUUUGACGAAAAGACAAUGAUUUUAUACACAGUCUGAUGAUUUUGCUGUUUUGUAUGAAUUUAGUGAUCAUGAUAGAUUCUUUUGCUUUGGAAAUGGAAAUGGAUUUUUGAAUCCAUGGAUUUCAUGAACGAAUAAUAUAAUUUUAAUAUAACGAAGGUACAGAAAACAAGUUCACAAAAUGUUAUGUCAUGGUAGAAAAUCGAUUCCUUUUUGAAAUCAACAGAAAAAUCAUUUGGUCUAGUUGAAAUAUUACAUCUUCAGAAGAAAUUGAAAUCAAUCGUCGACUUUUCUUGUUCGUUAAUAUGAAUUUGAGCCUGUUAGAUUAAUAUCAUAAUUUGGCAGACCCCAAUAAUUACUCAUAAUAUUUGUGAUUUAAAUUAAUAUUCUAUAUGAUUGUAUUCAUUAUUCAGCGGUUUCAGCAGGAUUCUUACUUUGUGACGAGAUGGAAAAUACUUUGGUUUGUCUCUGACCUUGAAUAUCAAUCGAGUGUGAGACUAGUUUGCCAUCGUUCGCGUUGAAAAUCCUCAGGAUUUUCAACUUGUAAAACCUAGGCAACGAAUUGAGCUUAGUAAUAGCAUACUUACCAUCGUUUAACAGUAUAAAAUACAUGCGUAUUUUAUAAUAACUCCUUCGAUGAAAUUCAAUCUCUAUGAAAAUUUGAACCGUUUCGUAAAAUACCUAAGAACUUCAUUCGUCUUCCAAGAACUUAGUAUGAGAUGAGUAUCAACAUUUUACGAUUUUCGACCGGUUUUCAUAAUAGCUUUGAGCCUCAACUUAAAAAUUCAUUCUGGGCCUGUAGGUUCAUCAAACGUUCGGUCUAGUUCAUCUCUCAAAACAUAAAAUGCCAAUUUAACAUAAGUUGAAUUGAAUGAAAUUGUAUCACGAAUCAUUAUUGAAAUGCUUGGAUUUAAAUAUAUGCGAAUAAAUUCUUUUCGGAGAUUUCCCAACAGAGAUUUCUGGGAAGCACAAUUAGUGUUCGAAAAUUGAUUUGUCAUUUAAAAAAAAGCGUUAAAAAUUUGAAGUAAUGGAAAAUUUUUUGCUCUUCUCGAAUGGCCCUCACACGAUCAUUAAUAAAGCCAAUACUUUUACAGUUAUGAUUAUCGCAAUAUCAGAAAAUACCCGGAUCCGUAUAACUAUUUUUCAUCAUUCUAACUUUUUCAACCAUACACAAUCAUUCUUGAUGUCAUUUUGAUGAAAUAAUGUCAUUAUUACUGAUUAUGACAGGGCCGCUGUCAGAUUGGGUGUUGGAUGAAAUUGUUUUUGUUUGUUAACAUUAAUUAAAGAAAAAAAGGUUUAAUGGUCCUUUUUUUCUUUUUUCUGUUUUCGAAUUUCUGGACUUCAUUUUGAAAUCAAUUCAACUUUCAAUAAUCAACCCAUCAGACAAUAAUUUUCAAAGAACUGUUACAUUUGAUGAUGAGGAAACCGAUCAAGGCGUGUAAAUAGUGAUUCUCCAGAAAACUGGAAAUGUUCCAGAGAUCGGGAGAACUUCUAAAUUGAUAGACUUCAGAUUUUUCCCGCGAAAAUUUUCAUGUAAAGUCGAACGAUUUCAAUUUAUCAACUUUUUUUCAUACAUCCAAAAUGACACCAGAUAAAUUUUACCAAUGUUCAAACGGCAAUAACUUUUCUACUCAUUUUGAUGCAACUGGUUGCAUUUGACGAGAAAUGCAGUUUAAAUAGAAACACAGUUAGUUUAAAUAGCCAGGUCGAAAUGUCGAAAGGACUAUGGACAUGUUUCGACCAAACAAUUCCAAGUUUAGGCUCGUUGUAAAGGUGACAUUUCAUACAAAAAAAAUAUCUUUUACUGUUUUUUGUUUGUUCCACUCAGUUGUUACAGGAUUUUAACGAUGGAAGUCAACAAAGAGGAAACUCGGUACAUCUUACACUUUUUAUUUUUCUAUUAUAAAGGCGAAAAUGCAGGCCAGACAACUAAAAUUGUGAAUGGUUUUCGUGGUAUCGAUACUGUAACAGUAAAAUAAGUGCAAUUUAUUUUUUUAUUUUAAAACGGUGCAUAUUUGACCCAAAUCAGGCAAUCUGAAGCAUAUUGAAAACUGUACCCACAAAUAAUGGAUUACUUUUUCCUCAACCUAAUAUUUUCAAAAACGAUAACAUACAUUCCAUUUAUAUUACGUCUUGUUAUCUAUCAGUAUUAUUAAAUUUAAAAAAAAUGCGCGAAAUCAAGAUCAUUCAGUUACAGAGACCAAACACUCGAGUGAACGUAAAAAAAAUAUUGCAAAUAUAUGACGAAUUUCAUGCCAACUCGUCUCAGGAGUUGGCAGCACCAUCUCAGAUAGCAGUGAAACGUUGUGGGUGUAAAGAUAUGGGUCAUUUAAGCAACUUUGCAUACUUGAAAUAUUCGAAAAAGAAUUGAACUACUUUUUGGAAAAAGCCAAAUUUUUUUUCUUAAUUUUUUACAAAAAUUGAAAACUUAAAAACUAUGAUACCUACAAAAUUCUUGUCAAAGGAUGAAUUGUAGGAAAUUAUUUAAAUUUUCACCAAAAAAUACUAAACAAUUUUUGGAACUAUAUACUGUA
Toxorhynchites rutilus septentrionalis is the source of this 5952-nucleotide messenger RNA. It is a transcript of the gene fkh, whose product is annotated as protein fork head. Bases 1530 to 2840 code for a protein of 436 amino acids. Gene Ontology annotation, molecular function: DNA-binding transcription factor activity, RNA polymerase II-specific; transcription factor binding; protein domain specific binding. The record is from RefSeq and is a predicted model, not a curated record. The transcript has a single exon. NCBI's taxonomy places the organism in Eukaryota, Metazoa, Arthropoda, Insecta, Diptera, Culicidae. Gene Ontology annotation, biological process: regulation of transcription by RNA polymerase II; cell differentiation; anatomical structure morphogenesis.